AUGACUGCCGGCACAAAGCGCUUGCUAAAAAGCUACUGCAGAUAUGUGUAUUAUGCGGGAGCCGGCAAUUUUUGGUACGAGAAUAUUUACCCGGAAACAGGCUGUUAUAAAAUUUACAAUGCCGUUUCGUUCACUAUAUACUUCGUUAUGAUACUGCUCGAGAACCUCGCAUUUCUGUUUGGCGAUUUUCCUGAUGUCGAAAAAAAUUCAUCCAUAAUGUUCUCCGCUAUUCACGAUAUUAUACUUGUCAAAAUGUUUCUUCUGCUUUAUCAUAAGAACUCUAUAAAGAAAUUGAAUUACGAAAUGGCAACCGUCAUGGAAACUAUUGAAGAGGAAAAGGUUAUGAAACAACAGCAAAGGAAAGUUAAAUGGGGAAUAACGUUUUAUGUUGUAACAGUGUAUCUGUCUUUGAUCGCUUAUGGGGUCGAAAGUUUUAGAAAGACAAUUGUUGAAGGAACCCCUUUCUACACCGUUGUCACCUACAUCCCUAAUUAUCAAGAUGAAUCUGUCAUUGCAAGUAUAUUGCGUGUAUUCUUCUACAUGACCUGGCUAUACAUGAUGCUGCCUAUGAUAUCAGCUGAUUGCAUGCCUAUCAUACAUCUCAUUACUAUUGCGUUUAAGUUCAUUACAUUAUGUCAACAUUAUGAGAAGAUGAGACGAGAAUUCGAUAAAAACGUGCUUAAUAUGAGAAACAAUGCAGCUACUAAGCUAUUAAAAACAGGAUUUAUAGAUGGAAUCCGGAUGCAUCAAAAAUUAAUGUAUCUUGCAGAUGAAAUACAUCGCGUAUUCGGAAUCAUAAUGUCGCUACAAGUUUGCGAAAGUUCGGCAGUGGCAGUUUUGCUUUUGCUACGCUUAGCGCUCUCUCCUUACCAGAACAUAACGAAUGCUUUCAUGACGUAUACGUUUGUGGGCUCACUGUUCUUUUUACUUGCGCUGAAUCUAUGGAAUGCUGGGGAAAUUACUUAUCAGGCUUCGCUACUAACAAACUCAAUGUUUUACUGCGGCUGGCAUCUAUGUCACAUGGACCGGCGAACUGAAAGCGACAUCAGACGUUUGGUCCUCAUCGGAUGCACGCAGUCGCAGAAGCCGCUGAUACUCAAGGCGUUUGGUAUUCAGGAUCUCUCCUACUCUACUUUUGUAUCUGUAGCAAGAAUGACGUAUUCGAUUUUCGCUGUAUUUUAUCAGCGCCGAGAGUGAAGAUGAAGUAGCGUCUAUUCUUAUAAAACAAAAUAUAUACACUUUGAAAUUUGUUCGACAUCUUUGAGCUUUUCAGUCUGUAACCAAAAAUAUAUUUGUAUUUAGUUUACCUAUUGAAUUCACAUGUGCAA
Molecule: messenger RNA, 1328 nt
Organism: Bicyclus anynana (squinting bush brown)
Lineage: Eukaryota; Metazoa; Arthropoda; Insecta; Lepidoptera; Nymphalidae
Gene: Or-8
Exons: 6
Coding region: 1-1197 (398 amino acids)
Biological process (GO): sensory perception of smell; detection of chemical stimulus involved in sensory perception of smell
Cellular component (GO): plasma membrane
Molecular function (GO): olfactory receptor activity; odorant binding
Source: RefSeq, a predicted model, not a curated record